AUGGAUUCCAAGACGGAGUUGAAGCUCGUAUCACUCGUUACUCACCUAUUGUCUCCUAAAGACAAACUGAAUUCCGACUGGGUUAUGGAUCCGAGGGUUAAUGGAUUUGAACUCGCUGCCAAAGCCAGAGUCAGAGUUCAUGUCACUCACCACUCAAAUGAUAUCUCUUUUCUGCUAUAUGGAUUUGGAUUGCCAGCCGAAGCCACUGCCGGAGCUCAUUUCACUCAUUUCUCGAAAUAUCCAAGACCUCUCUAUGUAUUUGGACAAGAAGCUGCUGUCUAA
This is a messenger RNA of Eruca vesicaria subsp. sativa (arugula), 282 nucleotides long. Lineage: Eukaryota; Viridiplantae; Streptophyta; Magnoliopsida; Brassicales; Brassicaceae. The record is from the annotation of a GenBank genome assembly.